This is a messenger RNA of Girardinichthys multiradiatus, 4902 nucleotides long. RefSeq names its product E3 ubiquitin-protein ligase RNF14-like. Gene Ontology annotation, biological process: ubiquitin-dependent protein catabolic process; protein polyubiquitination; positive regulation of proteasomal ubiquitin-dependent protein catabolic process. Gene Ontology annotation, molecular function: ubiquitin conjugating enzyme binding; zinc ion binding; ubiquitin protein ligase activity. NCBI's taxonomy places the organism in Eukaryota, Metazoa, Chordata, Actinopteri, Cyprinodontiformes, Goodeidae. Gene Ontology annotation, cellular component: cytoplasm; ubiquitin ligase complex. The transcript has 7 exons. The record is from RefSeq and is a predicted model, not a curated record. Bases 266 to 1744 code for a protein of 492 amino acids.
AUCGCUGUAGACGGAUUACUGGUGAUUGCGGAGCCUUGCGUCAGACUGCAGUAUAUUUACCAGGAGUCAACAGAGGGACGCGCUCACAUAGAGGAGGAAGCUGGAUGGGGACAGCAUAAGCAGUUGAGAUAUAAACUGCCUUAUCUUUUUUUGUUUCAGGUAGUAAAUCCGUCGAGUUGUGUUAAUCUAAACUAAAGACAUUUAGACGGCUUCACUGUUAUUUCUAGCAGUGCCUGCACAGCAUAGUAGCUGUACUUGGGACUACAUGAACACGGACUUCGAGGAGCAGGAAGACGAGCUGCUCGCCCUGCAGAGCAUCUUUGGUUCAGAAGAGUUCCUCCGACAUGAGUCGAAGUCUGCCGGAGAAUUCAGAGUUUCUGUGGAGCUACCUGCGGGCUUCAAUGUGCUCCUGAAACAUGGUGAAGAAAUAAGGCAGUAUGACGUCUCUUUCCUCCCACCGCUGCUUCUGACCUUUGAACUUCCUGAGGAUUACCCAUCCUCCUCCCCGCCCUUCUUCACUCUCACCUGCAGCUGGCUGACUGACCCUCAGCUAACUUCACUGAGCAAUCAGCUUACUGAUCUCUACCAGGCCACUGGGAAUACUGUGGUGCUCUUCUCCUGGAUACAGUUUCUGAGAGAGGAUGCCCUGAAGCACCUAAACAUCCACACUCUGCUGGAGCUUCCCUCUGAUCACUCUAAGAUUCUUCAAACUAACCAGGCCCAACAAGACGUUGAGUGUUACAAAGCAGAAGAAAAGGAGAGCUCUCCACAAUCUGAACCUCCAGAUGAUCAGAAUCAUCAUGUGUCAUCUAAUCUAUCUCCACCACCUGGAGAUGCUGCACAAGGCUCAGACUUCACAGCCUCUAACACAUCUGAGACUACCGAUGACUUCCUUUCCUCAGCUGUUGACAAAUUUGAACUUUCUGAGUCAGUCACAGAUAUCCCUCCAAACAAAGACCACAGUUACUCGGGUCUCUCUUUAACUCCAUCUCAGAUGCUCCUGUCCCAGAUCUUGAUCCAUGACGCAGAGCAGAAACGAAAGGUGUUUGCCGCCACGCUGUUUGACUGUGGUGUUUGUUUCACAAGUUGGCUCGGGUCGGAGUGUCUGCAGCUGUACGAGUGUGGCCACAUUUUCUGCCGGGCCUGUCUCAGUGAGUUCUGUAAAGUCCAGAUUACUGAGGGGACGGUCCAGGGCGUUAUCUGUCCUCAGCCGGACUGCACUGCCACACCGACACCUGCACAGGUGAGAAAUCUUGUAGGAGAGGAGCUCUUUCACAGAUAUGAUCGUCUGCUUCUGCAGUCUAUCCUGGACUGCAUGCCUGACAUCACAUAUUGUCCUCGGGAUUCCUGUGGUUCUGCUGUUAUUCUGGAGAAGUCCAGCCGUGCUGCGAUGUGUUCUGUCUGCAGCUUUGCCUUCUGUGUAAACUGCAAAAAGACCUACCAUGGAACAAGCAAGUGUUACGAAGAGCCUAACGAAAAGAACAGUAAUGAUCCACUGAUAAGUCUACCACAGACAAGCGAGGGGAUGGCAGCACUUCUUCAGGACUAUGCCACUGGCUGCAGGCAGAGGCGUCGCCUCCUGGAGAGAAGAUAUGGUCGCAAACUGCUUCUGUACACCCAGAGUGACAAAUGGGUAACUGUCAAUACGAAACCCUGCCCCCACUGCUUCUGCCCAAUACAGAAGGAUGGCGGAUGCAACCACAUGUAUUGCACUCGAUGUAACCAGGGAUUUAACUGGGAGUGACUCUGUAGGCUGGAUUCAGAUCCAUCCGCUGCAACCCCUCCGUCAGUUUACAUGGCCUACCAGUUCGUAGCUGAGUUGCUGUCAUUCUCAAUCACUUCCACCUUCUUAUAAUACCACUGACAGUUGACGGCGAAAUAUUCAGGAGCAAGGACAUUUCAUGACUAAACUUGUUGCACAGGUGGCAUCCUAUCAUAGAGAAACACACACACAAAUGGGGGUUCGUCCUGGAUUUGAAACCGGGGACUUAUUGCGCCCCAAGCGAGAAUCAUACCCCUAGACAAAGAAAAACAACUUGUGCUACAACCCCUUAAAUGGAAAGGAGAACAGUAAACUGGGGGAGCCGCAAAGAUCCACAGCUCAGGUGGUGAAAUCUGUCGCCAGGGCAACUAUUAGUCAUGCAAUUUACUAAUCUGGCUUCCAUAGAAAAGUGGCAAGAAGAAAUUUAUUGCUGAAUACAGAUGCAUUCAACAACUUUCAAACUUUAGUUGAAAACCCAUAAUGCGUUUAGUUUGUCGUGUACCUCAAAAAAACAACCCUGAACUUGCAGCCAGAGCUACAUCUAAAUAAUUAGGUUAAAGCAUCUAAAGCGCCAGACAAAAAUGCCAUUUUGUAGUUGUCAUUGUGUUGAUAGGUGGAUGUACAAUGUAUUGAUUGGAGGGUGGGGCGUUCAAACUAAUAUAAAAAAUGUAGAAGUCAACACUGAAUUUAAUAAUUAUCUGCUGUCGUACAUUAAACUGCAUUUUUACAUCACAAACGCCAGAUGGCACUAAAAAUCAGUAAAACGAGCCUUUGUAAAAAUGCUUUGAUUAUGUAAGCAGUACUCCAAAUCCAAAAAAAUAUAGAUAGUGAGGUUUUUGUUAUUUUAUGAAAUUUUUUGUUAAAUAUUGCACAACAAAUAUUUUUUAUUAAAAAAAAUAUUUGUUGUGCAAUGGUGCAACCAGUUCUGACGUAAUUUCGGUUGUGCUAUAAGAUAAACUGUUAUACAGCUUUUUGUGUUACAGUUAUAAAGACUGGAAAAAAUGUCUUAAAUAGACCUGGCAUCUCACAUUUUGUUUGCCUUCAAAUACAGCUCAGAGGUACAGCUGCUGUGGGGCGUUUGACACCUACGCACAGACAUCAUGUUUUUAAAAGGUCCCUCUCCCUUCCUCUGCUGUGGCGUAAAAACACUAGACCAAAGAUCCUGUCUGCAGGUCCCCAAUGCUACCUUUCUUUGUCAUGAUAGGCAAUGUGCAGCUGUCAUGCAUGUUAACCCCAGCUUCUACACAGGUCUUAAAAAUGUUCAUACAGCUGUUUUUCUUUCUGACCCACAGUGGUGUAAGAACAGGGCCUGAAGGGUUAUAACUGGAGGGACUGACGUGUGUUUGUCAAGCCGUUAUGUGUUCCAUAUGAUACAGAAAACAAUAUGUAAAAGACAGGUUCGUUGUAUCAAAGACCUUACAUCAAAUGCAGUGCCUUGAAAAAGUUUUCACACUUGAGCUUUUCUAUAAUCUGGUCAUGUUACAACUGCAAUCUUCAAUGUACUUGGAUCUUAAUACAUAGGUUAAUAAAACAUAGUAGAUCAUUGUAAAGAGGAUGGAAAAUGAUAGAUUGUUUUCACAAUUUUUACGCUGAUGCCUCUAAAUUUAAUCUCAGUAUAAAUAGAUCUAUUCUGUGAGCACUUCAGAGCUUUGCUACAGAACAUUGCAAAACAAACAGCAUCAUGAAGAUCAUAGUUGUGGAGAACUUUAUGACUGGGUUAGGAUAUAAAACAACAUAUCAAGUUUUAAACAUCUCACUCAGCACUGCUCAGUCCAUCACCAAAAAAUUAGAAAUAUAUGAAAAAUACAAAGACAUCCAUCCACCCCAACUGACUGCCCAGGAGAGGACAAGAGGCCCCCAGUGAGGGCAGCUAUAGACGUGACUCCACAAAUCUGGUCUUAAUAGAAAAAAGGCAGGAAGAAAGUCAAUAAAAUGUACCGUUUGCAGUUACCCACAAGCUGUCUUGGUGACACAAAAGAACCUGUGGAAGAAGGUCUUCUGGUCAGACCACAAAUGAACGCUGAUCUAUGAUGGACAACUAGCACUAUACUUCACCCUGAACACACCACCCCAGCUGUGAUGCUUUUCUUCAGCAGGGACGAAGAAACUGGUUGAUGAUGGGUUGAAGGCUACAGUUAAGCCCCAAAUUAUUCAUGCCCCCCAACAGAUUUAGAUUUAAAAAUAUUUUCAUUUAACCAAGAAGUUUGUGUCUGAGAUUAAAUAAAAGAGGUACCUCUCAAGUGGGAAUAACACAGUGUAAAUGGGGUGUAUGUUAUAAAAAAAGAAUGUAUUUAAUUUACAUUUUAAUAAAAAUGGUGUGAUGGAAAUUACUUAUGUCUUUUUCAAUAAUUAAUUACAGCAAUUAAACCCUUCAUAUAAUUUCUGACAAGUGUUUUAAAUGUUUCCAAUGGGAUUUUAAUGAUUUAUCUGUGCUGAUGAGCUCCAGGUCUUUGAGGUUGAUCAGGCCUCUUUCCAUCACCCUAAUCUUUAGCUCCCUCCACAGAUUCUUUAUCAGAUCCAAGUUGAGACUCUGGUUGGUCCAGCCCAAAACAUUUACAAUACUUUCAGUCAGGAGACUCAUGUAAUAAAAUUUAAAGUUGAAAUCUAAAUCUGUCAGGCAUAUGAAUAAAUAUAGGCUUAACAAUAAAUAUAGGACAAUUUAUAAAGCAAUUCUGCUGGAGGCUGCAAAAGAUUUAAGAUUGGUUCACCUUUAAGCAACAACUCUAAGCGUACAGCUAGAGCUACAAUAGAGUAGUUUAGAUCAAAGCCUAUUCAUGCCUUAGAAUGGCCUAGUCAAAGUCCAGAUUUAAAUCCAAUUAGGGAUCUGUGGUCACAAAAUUUUACACAGAAGAAUGGGCAGAAUGUUUUAUAAGUAAAUGUGCAAAAUUAGAAGAGACAAUCUUGGGAAUAAAGCCUGUUCUGAUUCUGAGACAUACCUCAAAAGACUUACAGCGUUAUCUGCAGUAAAAGGUGGUCUUAUAAAGUAUUUACUCAGGGGGGAAUGAAUACCAAUGUAUGCCACGGUGUUCAUGCUUUUAUUUGCUAAAAUACUUUCAAACUAUAUAUCAUUUCCUUCCACAUCCCAAUUACACCAUACUUUGUGAUGUCACACAACAUCCCAAUAAAAAUAUAUAAAAGUU